Molecule: messenger RNA, 4949 nt
Organism: Oncorhynchus tshawytscha (Chinook salmon)
Lineage: Eukaryota; Metazoa; Chordata; Actinopteri; Salmoniformes; Salmonidae
Product: cysteine/serine-rich nuclear protein 2
Exons: 5
Coding region: 738-2450 (570 amino acids)
Biological process (GO): regulation of transcription by RNA polymerase II
Cellular component (GO): nucleus
Molecular function (GO): sequence-specific DNA binding; DNA-binding transcription factor activity, RNA polymerase II-specific
Source: RefSeq, a predicted model, not a curated record
AUGGCUACACGGUGGCGUUCUUUAUUCUAUUGUUACAUUGUAACAAACCGGGGCAGAGGCGAGGAAAAGGAGGACGUCAAUCGGAUAAAAUUCUGUAACAUUUUGACAUUUCUGUACCAAAUAAGGCGAGGGGGGAUAACGGCCAUUAUACUUGAAGAAAAACGACGUUGGGCCGGUUGAAACCGCUCUUGAAAAGAAAGGAUAAACGAAUACAGAUGUCAGCGGAUGCUCUUCCAAUGCAAGCAUUUAAAGGCUCAAACCUGGAAGAUAAGGCAUCCGGCAGUUAUCUCCCUUUUUUUUUUUUUUUUUUUUACAACUUAGCAGAAAAUAAUGUCAAUAGCCUAAUAAAUGUUAACUAAACUUGACGUCCUUCUUUCCCACCGUCUGCCCCGGCUAUACAGGAUUGCUACGUCAAAGUUAAAUGGAACAUACACUCCUGGAAGCGACCAUAAAUACAUUUCCUUUAUGUAGUCCAAUAUCUGCUUGAAGUCGGUGUAGCCUACAAAUGCAGAAAUAAGCAUUCAUGCUGAACAAAUUAACAGUUGUACUUAAAAACAAUCGUUAGCCUAACAUUAAAUCUCGAAAGAAAGAAGCUAAGACUGUCAGGGAAAAAUAUUUGGAAAAAAUCUAAAAUAGGGCGUUACAAGAUCCAUGAACAAUCCUCCGUGAAUAAAAGGAACGUUCAGCAGUUGAUCGGGAGAAGAGGAUCCUUUUUCUGCUUAAGACGCCAAGUUUCCAUGGAGGCAGUUUCGUCUCUCAGCCUCAAGCGAAGAUUCGAGGAGGUGGACAGUGGCUCUCCAUACUCUACGCCCAAGGACUCAGACGAUGAUAUCUCCAGCAGUGACAGCGCUGACAGCUGUGAUAGCCUCAACCCCCCCUCCAGUACUGCACUCAUACCGACCUCCAUCCUAAGACGUCACAAGCCCUCUCCAGGCCGGAAGCGGGUGCGGUUUGAUGUGGUGACGGUAUACUACUUCCCCAGGCAGCAGGGCUUCACCAGCGUGCCCAGCCAGGGAGGCAGUUCCCUGGGCAUGGCUCGCCACCACUGCUCCAUCCGCAGCUACACCCUGGGAGAGUUUGCCUGCGAGCAGGAGACCAGUCACCGCCACGCCCUGCGCCAACACCUCCGCCAGGAGAAGCUCAACGCUCGCAAGAUGAAGCUGACACGUAAUGGUACGGUGGAGUGUGCCCAGGCUGACCUGCUGACCCUCGACAAUGUAUCAGACGAUGACCUUGACGUGGAGGGGGUGGAGGUGGAUGACUGCUUCUUCCUGCAGCCACUGCCCACCAAACGGCGCCGCGCUCUCCUCAGGGCUUCUGGUAAUGCCCGCAUAGAUGCCCGGGAGAAGGCUGAGCUUCGGACCAUCAGGCUGUCCAGGGAGGAGUGUGGCUGUGACUGUCGUUUCUACUGUGACCCCCGCCACUGUGGCUGCAGCCAGGCUGGCAUCAAGUGCCAGGUGGACAGGAUGUCUUUCCCCUGUGGCUGCUCUCGGGACGGCUGUAGGAACUCGGCGGGCCGCAUCGAAUUCAAUCCUCUGCGCGUGCGAACACACUACCUGCACACCAUCAUGAAGCUGGACCUGGAGAAGAGGAGGCUGUUGGGGCAGCGGUCGGGUGUUGGGGAGCAGUAUGAGUCUGACCUGCUCUCCUCCCCCUCCUCCACCAGGCCUCCCUCCCCAGACCCUGACCUGUCCACAGGGGCCCAUGGCCUGGACUCUGAGUUAGAGACAGAGGAGAGAGAGGUCCAGAUGGUCCUGGAGGCUCAGGACCUCCUGACUGAGCAGGCCUGCCUGGAGCGGGAGAACGAGAUCGCCGUGCUCCACCUGCAAAGUGCCGAGGAGCAGGAGAGGAUGAGGGAGGAAGAGGAAGAGGAGGAGGCGCAGAGGGGCAGGGGGGGAGCAGGUAGCCUGGGGGAGCAGGCUCUGUGCCUCCUGCCUGGGGCCCUGCAGGGGGAGCUGUCUGGGGAGCAUGGGGUGGGGGUUGGGAUGGAGGGGGUCCCUAUCUCCCUCCUCCAGGGCCCAUUCCCCACUGGGGCUACCCUGCUCUGUAUCACAGAGAACCAGGAGGGAAAUUGGGAGGGGGAAGGGGACAACCCUCGUGGUGGCCUCAAAGACCCGGCCUCCUCCCUGCUAUACUACCAGUUAGGUCCCAUGGAGAACGAGCCGUUUGAGGAGUCUCAGCCUGUGGAGGAGGAGGAGGAGGAGUGUGUAGAUAAAGAACCAGGGGGAGGAGAGGAGCAAGAGAGGGUGGAGCAUAGAGGUAUUACCUGCGGGCAGGAUGAGGGCGAGUUUUCGCCUCCGGUGGCUCUGUGCUCAGAGAAUGGUGUGGGGGCUGAGGAGGCUAAGGAGGUACCAUUCAGCCCCCAGCAGAGCUCCUCAGAAGGGCAGUGUCAGGAAGUGGCCUGUCUGGCCACAGGAGAUAUGUACCCACCACUGCCCCCUGAGGUGUAGUACUAGCACCUCUGCAGAUGUUUUGCACAUUAGCUUUAUUUUGAGCUGAAUAAAGCCUACACUACAUGGAUAGACAGUGUAGUUAUCAAAAAUGAGUAUGAUGUUACAAGGUUAGAAUUCCUAAUAAUAACCAUCAUUACUACGAUAAUCGAUUUGAAAAAAAUGAGCAGUUCCAUUAAAAACUAAAGUAAAGGAGGGAAAGUCAUCCUGAAAGCACACACAGAUCUUUCCCUGCAGCAGUACUGUCGUUUCAGUUAUAUGUCAAUGAAAUGCUCUUAUUUUAAAGGGGUGGAGAUCAUGGGACCUGUCCCAAAUGGCACCCUUUUCCCUUUUAUAGUGCACUACUUUAGACCGUGCCCAUAGGGCUCUGAUCAAAAGUAGUGCACUACGUAGGGAAUAUGGUGCCAUUUGGCAGCCAUUUUGGCCUUAACGAAAGAAAUGACAUGUUUGUGUGGGAGGUGUAAUUGAGUCAUUGAGAACUAAGUUGUGUUGUUUUUAGUUCCCGGCACCACAAAGAGACAAUGUGGUGGUGUGAUCAUUAACAUUGGCUCUGGGCCUUUUCAUUUAAAAAAUGUUUUUAACCUUUACAAUGACAGCUUACCGGGGAACAGUGGGUUCCUGCCUGGGUCAGGGGCAGACCUUGUCAACUCGGGGAUUCGAUCCAGCAACCUUUUGGUUACUGGCCCAACGCUCUAACCACUAGGCUACCUGCCGCUCCUCAAGGGAGCAUUUCAGAAUCAUUCAGUGGAUUCGAGUGGCUUGAUUAAACAAGGGAAAGGGGGAUACCUAGUCAGUUGUACAACUGAAAGGAGGUGGGGUUAAGAAGAAUAUGUGCCCUGUUCUAUACUGUAGACCGAUAAAAUAAACAACAGUUGUCUUAAAAAAGUGUGAGUAUUUAGUGAGCAUUGUAAACGUCACGUUAGUCUGGUAUACUUCUUACAGCUGUUUGUUUUGAAGCCAAAUUAGGGCCACUGGUAGUAUCUAUUCCCCACCUCCCCCUCUGACUGAGAAUAGACCUAAAAAACAAUCCUGGAUAUACUUGUUUUUGGUGUACUGUAUAAGAGUUUGCAAUGGGCAAGGCAGAGCUGAAAGAGCUGCUUGUAUGAUCUAUAUGCACUUUGUGGUCAAUUAGCAUAGGCACAGGGUAAUAUGGGCCCCUUUCUGCAUUGGGGCAAAAUGGUAAAACAUUUGUUAAAAUCAGAAGGUUUGCACCGGCUUCUCUUUCUAAAUAGCGUCUCUCCGGGUAUACCUAUCUUAGACCUCUCACGCAAGCACAGUUUAUUUAUUAAAAGACAGUUGACCUAUAAUAGUGACCAUUACAAUGUUAUAGUGAUAUAUUACACUUCGUCUUUGUAAAAUUGUGAUGCUGUUGAUAUUGAGCGCAAGAAGUCUUUGAUCUCUGUUUUAUGCACGACUGAAAGAAACCUGUCUUUGUUUUUAGUUAGCAUGUCAGAUCAUCGUACAGGUGGUCAGAGUCCAUGUGAGGAUGGGACAGAAUAGACCUCAUAUAAUGAGUCUGUAGGGGCAAAGCUCUACACUGUAAAAACAAAUCUAGUUCUUUCAACUAAUUAUUAUUAAGUAACUGGUUCCACAGCUGUUUUUGUGUUUACCUUUUGUGCCAAGUGGUACCUGAACCCCAACAAAUGUAAUAUACAACAAAUUGUAUGUUAAAAGCACGUAGCGCUUUUAUCAUACAAUAUUUUCAAUUGACAUAUUUGACACAAGUUGAAAUACAUGAUUAUAUUGUGCAUGUUCAUUCAUACAGUAAUUAAUAUUCAACAUGGCCUCAGCUGGGGUUGAAAAUUACAACCUCUUGGUGCACGGAAUUAUAAUCUACCUGCUACACCACCUUGUCUGUCACAAUGACUGAUGUUUUGCUACACCUUGCACUUCAAAGUAAAUCUCAGUUUGAAUCUAAAUGUACACUCAAUAAAAACCUGUGUUUAUUAUAGUGAUUAUGCAGUAAUAUUAAAACAGAGUAAUAUACCGCACCAGCAUUAGACAACUAUACAGAAAAAAAUAAAAUUGUUGAAAUAACUAAAUCAAAAUGGUGAGAGAUUAACUGAUAAUUGACAUAGAUAUGGUGGUGUAGCAGGGAGAUCGGAUUAUCAUGAUCCAAGAGGUUGUGAGUUCAAAUCUCAGGUGAGGACAUAUUGAAUAAUUUAUUUAUAAAUGAACAUGCAUAAUGUCAAAUAUGUACAUUGAAAACAUUGUAUGUGAAAAGUACUGUGUGUGUGUAACCAGUUGCACAGAUGUUUUUAGUUAACAUGCCCAAGUAACAAUUUAUAGUUGAAUGAACAAAUGAGAGUUGAGCCAACACAUUUUAAAUGGACAGAAUGUUUUGCCCAGGUUUUCUUUAAGUUUGGGCCAACAUUUUUUUUUAGUUCCUGUAACACUUGGACUAAAAAAAGUUGAGUAAACAAAAGAACGGCUAUGGAACCAGUUACAGUUGAAGUCAGAAGUUUACAUACACUUAGGUUGGAGUCAUUAAAACUCAUU